AAGAGGACACUAGCUCAGAAGAGGCCUAUUGCUCGAAACCGACGUCCUCUCCUUGAAAAAGAAGAGAACCACGAGGUCCACUCCGUGCAUACGGUACACCACAGCCGUGCCGCUGUCUGUCCUCCUCACCUGAGAGGACGACUCCGCUUCCGUCCGUCGCCGUUGCGACCACGCAGGCCAACACCCACCCACACAUUCCGCAGUUGGACCGCAGGGCGGCAAAGCGGAGAGCGUCUCAGAUACACAUGAGAUUCCCAUCCCGUCAUCCCCUUCCCUUCUCUCCCAGCACAAGCAUAGAGGGCCAGAGGCUAGUAGUUGUUCCCACCCAAAGCCCAACUCCACACCGCGACGCCUCCCCUUCUUUUCUCCCCGUCGCUUCUCAUCCCCCUCCCUUGUUGUCAAGCCCCGACGGAGACGCUGCCAUCCCGCAGCUGCUCCAAACAGCAACGUCUUAGCCGACGAGAGCCCUCGCCACCCACCCAGCAUCCCAGCAAGGCCCCCUCCCGUCGCCUCCCCUUGGCUUUUCGUCGAGCAGUUGGUGGGCACCCAACCCAGCUGGGAGAUUCUAAGGCGGGAGUGAGUGAGCCGGCGGCGGUGGGAGAGAUGAAGAAGCUGUACCAGGGGAAGGGCCGGAGGGUGCACCCGGCGCCGGUGGAUGCUGCUGUGGCGGCGGCUGUGGCGCUGCCGGCUGCCGUGCUGGCCCUGGCGUCUGCGCUGACCGCGGAAGAGCAGGAGGUGCUGGCCUACAUGCUGUCCGGCGCCGCCGCGGCCCGCCGCCGCGGGCUCCACCCGCCGGAGAUGGGCUGCGGGUGCUUCGGCUGCUACAAGAGCUUCUGGGCGCGCUGGGACGCGUCCCCCAACCGCUACCUCAUCCACCGCAUCAUCGACGCCGUCGAGGAGAGCGGAGGAGGAGGUGGCCCUCCGCGCCGCCCUUCCCGCCGCCGGCGCCGCGGCCGCCGCAGCAGCGACGCCGCCGAUGAGGAUGCCGCGGACACCGGGGAGGCGGACGCCAGCGUGGAGCACCUCCCAGGAUGCGACGGUGAGUACGAGGGCGACGGAGACGAGGAGGAGGAGGAAGAGGGGGACAGCAGCAUGGACGGCGACGAGGACGACGAGUCGAUGACCGGCGACAGCGACUGCAACAACGGCAGCUGCGGCAACGCCGAGAAGAGCACCGUGGGGAGGCUGGUGCGCUUCAUCGGGGAGAAGGUGUGGGGCGCCUGGAACUGAUCGAGCUCACCACCCUGAGCCGGUGCUCCAGCUCACUUGUUCUUGUAGAUUAAGGUAAGCAAGGAGACCACCAAGAAGGUCAUGUCAAGGUCAGUACCAGAAGUAGCUGUUUUGAUCAAGAGCACCUCUGCUCUAUGCCCUUUUCCUCUUCUUUCUUUUCGUUAAUUUCUUGCACUCUGGUGAGCUUGUGAGGCUUGGAGGGGAAAAUCCGCAUUAUCUGAUUCAAUUUCAGUCCUUCGCUUCAUCCUCCUCUGUACCAUAUUUUUGCUCCUUUGGUUCAACAAUGAACUUCUUGCAAGAGAACAUGAUCCUUUCCCUUUC
This is a messenger RNA of Phragmites australis (common reed), 1551 nucleotides long. RefSeq lists its product as uncharacterized. Lineage: Eukaryota; Viridiplantae; Streptophyta; Magnoliopsida; Poales; Poaceae. The record is from RefSeq and is a predicted model, not a curated record. Bases 604 to 1230 code for a protein of 208 amino acids. The transcript has a single exon.